This is a messenger RNA of Amborella trichopoda, 1746 nucleotides long. Its product is annotated as MATE efflux family protein. The record is from RefSeq and is a predicted model, not a curated record. NCBI's taxonomy places the organism in Eukaryota, Viridiplantae, Streptophyta, Magnoliopsida, Amborellales, Amborellaceae. Gene Ontology annotation, cellular component: membrane. Gene Ontology annotation, biological process: xenobiotic detoxification by transmembrane export across the plasma membrane. Gene Ontology annotation, molecular function: xenobiotic transmembrane transporter activity; antiporter activity.
CCCACAGAGGAUCAAUUUAAGUAGGGGGAGAGAGUCCUACACACACAAAUCCUUCUGCUCUGUUCAAGAGACAUAUCUCUCUUUUCUCCAUUCUUUCUGUCUCCUCCCCCAACGUUGGCUUUGGUGUUUUCUCUCUCUAAGGUGCUUUCUCUCUCUAAACAACAAACCAACCAACCAACCAGGACCAUGUGUAGGGUAUCCCCCACAGAGAAAGAGGACCUUCUCUCUCCAUGCAAGCUCAUUAAAAAUGAGAAUGAAACUGAGAUUCUCAUCCCUUUUAUCCCACAAAAGAAGGGAUCACAUGAGGGGAGCAUAAAGCACAAGGAGGAGGACAAGGCUUUUGCUCAGCUCCAUGGCUGGCCAACUCCUAAGCAGGCUUUGGAGGAGCUAAGACAAAUGGGGAAGAUAUCAGGCCCGAUGGUGCUCACAGGCCUCAUCCUCUACUCCAAAACCAUGAUCUCCAUGCUCUUUCUCGGCCACCUUGGCGAGCUCGCUCUAGCCGGAGGCGCACUAGCCAUUGGCUAUGCAAACAUAACAGGAUACUCUGUUCUCUCAGGCCUAGCAAUGGGGAUGGAGCCCAUUUGUGGCCAGGCCUUUGGAGCAAAGAGACCCCACCUCCUCUCUCUCACUCUACAACGCACCAUUCUCUUACUACUCUCUGCAUCACUCCCAAUCUCUCUCCUCUGGUUGAGCAUGCACACCUUUCUCUCUCUAACCGGCCAAGACCCGGACAUAACCUCCACAGCUCAAACCUACAUUCUCUUCUCGCUCCCCGACCUUCUCUCUCUCGCCGUCCUGCACCCGCUCCGCGUCUACCUCCGAACGCAGAGCAUAACCAUGCCUCUGACCUACUGCUCCUUGUCCGCCAUUCUCCUCCACAUCCCCAUCAACUAUCUGCUCAUCAAUGUCAUGGGCCUAGGUGUGAGGGGUGUGGCAUUGGCCUCCUGUUGCACCAAUUUGAACAUCUUGUUCUCUCUCUCUCUCUAUCUCUACACCUCUGGUCUCCACAAGGAGGCAUUUGGCUCUCUCUCUCUAGAAUGUUUUAGAGAGUGGGGGAGCCUCCUCAGCCUUGCAAUCCCAAGCUGUGUAUCCACCUGUUUGGAGUGGUGGUGGUAUGAGAUAAUGAUAAUUUUGUGUGGGCUUCUCUCAAACCCAAGUGCAACUGUUGCAUCAAUGGGGAUUCUCAUGCAAACAACCUCCCUCCUCUAUAUUUUCCCCUCCUCUCUGAGCUUUGGGGUCUCAACUAGGGUUAGCAAUGAGCUGGGUGCAAAUAGGCCCCAAAAGGCCAAACACUCAACAAUUGUGGCUAUUUUUUGUGGAUUUUUGCUUGGGUUUUUUGCCUUGGGUUUCUCUCUAACUGUGAAGAACAAAUGGGCCAGGCUUUUUUCAAGUGAUGAGGAGAUUUGGAUACUAACUUCUAGGGUUUUGCCCAUAAUUGGGCUUUGUGAGCUUGGGAAUUGCCCCCAAACAAUUGGGUGUGGGGUUUUGAGGGGGACAGCUAGGCCCAAGGUUGGGGCCAAUGUGAAUUUGGGGUCAUUUUAUUUUGUGGGCAUGCCCGUGGCUGUUGGGCUUGGUUUUUUUAGUGGGCUUGGGUUUGGUGGGCUUUGGAUGGGCCUGGCAGCUGCUCAGGCCUCUUGUGUGGGCCUGAUGAUGGUGGUCAUAAGGAGGACUGAUUGGGGUUUGAUGGCUGAGAGGGCAAUGGUCUUGACUGGUUGUCAUCAAAAUCAGGACAGAGAGAAGGUCGAC